Molecule: messenger RNA, 3228 nt
Organism: Wasmannia auropunctata (little fire ant)
Lineage: Eukaryota; Metazoa; Arthropoda; Insecta; Hymenoptera; Formicidae
Product: mediator of RNA polymerase II transcription subunit 15-like
Exons: 10
Coding region: 421-2973 (850 amino acids)
Biological process (GO): negative regulation of DNA-templated transcription
Cellular component (GO): SWI/SNF complex
Molecular function (GO): nucleosomal DNA binding; nuclear receptor binding
Source: RefSeq, a predicted model, not a curated record
UUCAGAAGGGGAGGGGAGAGGGGAUCAGUGUCUACGGUGGAUGCAAGUGCGAGGAAUACGUGCCGGAUACGAAAAGCGCUUCUUCCUUUUCUUCCGCGAGUUCCCGCGAGUUUUCUCAACGAGAAUAUCAAGAUAUUCGCGCGUCCUGUUACGAAUUAUCGGCUCGAGGUUACCCGAAAAAAUCACGGUGGCUCAUUAUUUGCAUUGAAGCUCAAAGCGGGUGUGCGUCGUCAAUGGUCGCAACGCCCGUCAACCGGUCGAGCGUGCUGUAAAGGGUUUUAUUUGCUAACGUACUUCACUUUCGAAUAUUUCUGAGGUCGGUGAGAACGAGCCUUUGACGUCGACGUCAGGAGCAUAUCGCGGAGAUCUUCGCUUUGUUUUCGCCGUGAAACUACUCCUAUUCAAGUGUCGUAAUACAAAAUGGCAUUGCCAGCGAAUUACAAGCAAGUCGCGAUAGCUACGUCGAACAUCGUAGCCUCUAACCAACGUAUGAGAGCGUCCGGUGGGAGCUCGAGCAGUUCGACGAAUAGUAAAGAUACCCAGAGCCCAUUUGUACAAACUCCCCACAGUCAUCCAGGAUUCACACCCCAGAAAGUUGGAAAAAAUGCCAAUGCUGACUCUCGUAUGCCAAAACCACCUAAGCCACCAGAAAAACCUCUUAUGCCAUACAUGAGAUACAGCAGGAAGGUAUGGGAUCAGGUUAAGGCUCAGAAUCCCGAGUUAAAACUAUGGGAAAUUGGUAAGAUUAUUGGACAAAUGUGGAGAGACUUGCCAGAGGAAGAUAAGACAGAGUUCAUCGAGGAAUACGAAGCUGAGAAGGUGGAAUAUGAAAAAAGUUUGAAAACUUAUCACAAUUCACCUGCAUAUCUGGCUUAUAUCGCAGCUAAGAACCGUGGAAAGUCUGCAUUGUGUGCAGCACAGCAAAGUAAUGACGAUCGAGAAAGUCAUGAACGUUCAUCAGGCAGUAGCAAAAGUCAAGCGGCUCAGGAUAGAAGGAUUGAUAUUUUACCAGCUGAAGAUGAAGAUGAUCAAGAUGAUGGAUAUUCUGUGAAACAUGUGGCGUAUUCGCGUUAUACGCGAAACCAUCGGCUUAUUAACGAGAUUUUCAGCGAUACAGUUGUCCCCGAUGUUCGCUCUGUAGUUACUACUCAAAGAAUGCAGGUUUUACGUCGCCAAGUGCAAUCCUUGACUAUGCAUCAGAAAAAACUUGAAGCCGAAUUGCAACAAAUUGAAGAAAAAUUUGAGGCCAAGAAACGUAAAUUCAUAGAAACUAGUGAAAUAUUUCAAGAAGAAUUGAAAAAGCAUUGCAAACCAGCGGUAGAUGAGGAAACUUUUAACAAAAUGGUAGAACGACAGUAUGAAGCUCUUAGACGAGAAAGACUAAAAGGAACUGAAGAGAAUCGUUCAGAUGGACCAGCAUCUAGCGAAUCUACUCCAAAUUCCACUCCAACUCCAACUCCUGCAUCACUUAAUGAGGAGGGCCAACCUGAUGUUUCCGAUAAUGAUUCGAUCGAGAAAAAAUCUAACAAUACCGAAAAAUCCAAUAUUGAAAUGAACAAGAAAAUGUCACCUCCAUAUAUCGAGAGUAAGAUCGAAGCACCAGCAGCAGUGCCAUCAAAUAUUAAUCACCCGACCAACUCCGGGAUGUACUGCAAUAACGUCAAUCCGAUUCAACAACAUCCGCAUCAGCAACAGACGCAAACACUCCAACAUCCGCCGCCACCGCCGCCACCGCCUCAACAUCAGCCGGCACCUCUUCAACAACAGCAUCAGCCGGCACCUCUUCAACAACAGCAUCAGCCGGGACCUCUUCAACAACAGCAUCAGCCGACACCUCUUCAACAACAGCAUCAGUCGGCACCUCUUCAACAACAGCAUCAACCGGCACCUCUUCAACAACAUCAGCCGGCACCUCUUCAACAACAGCAUCAGCCGGCAUCUCUUCAACAACAGCAUCAGCCUCCUCCGCAACAACAUCAGCCUCUUCCACCGAUGCAGCAGCAACAUCAACCGCCGCCGCAGCCAUCUCAGCAGCAUCAGCCGCCACCGCAACAGCAUCAACCGCCGCCGCCCCAACAGCAUCAAGUUAUGUCGCAGCCGCAACCACAACCGUCGCAACCCCAACAACAACAACAACAACAACAGCAGCAGCAGCAGCAGCAGCCGUCGCCGCAACAACAGCAGCAGCAGCAACAACAGCAACAACAACAACCACAACCAUCACCGCAGCCGCAACAGCCUCCAGUGAUGUCACCUCAACAACCAACCACAACAGCCGCGGCAGCGGCCGCGGUCGCAGCGGUAGUUGCUAGCGCGAACGCAACCGCAAAUUCCAUUCCUCCGCCGAACAUGCCACCGGUGUCCACGUCCGCAGUGCCCAUUCAACACAAUCCCCACCAGCAAGGGAUGCUGCCGAAUCACUCAAUGCCGCCGCAUCAGAGUGCGCAAGGUACUCAGAGCACACAGGUUCUGCCGCCGCAGGGACCGGUGGCGAAUCCGCACGCUCCGCAAAUGAUGCCUCCCAAUCAGGCUUACGGCCAGCAGUAUCAGUCCGGACCAGGUCCGCAACAGCCGCAAAACGUUCCACUAGCCCCGAGACCGCCGCAUCCCACUUACAGCUAUUCCCAGCAACAGCCGUAUCAUCAACCCUAUCCGCAAUACGCUCAUCCGUACUAUCACCAGCCGUACUCGCAAUACUCACCCCAUCCGAUGGGUCGACCGCAUGGCCACGGUCCACAUAGUCCGCACAGCCCGCACUACCAUCCGCAAUCACCUCAUACGGUUCCUCCUGAAAAUAAUAACGUCGGUGCCAACGUCGCGGGCGGUACGGCGGCCGCCGUGGCUCCCGCACCCGCGCCCGAUACCAACAAUCCUUCUCCGUACUCCGCACCCCCGGGACACUGUGAGAGCGAACGUCCCGGUCCGCCGGAGAAUCAAGAGGGUCAGGUGGAUGCUAAAGCAGGUCCCGCUUAAAUAUUUUUUAUUUUACAAACGCUAUUCUAGAUUUCCGUUUACACGGCAUAUCUAUAGCUAUAUUUAUCUCUAUAUCCUCGCGCCAGCAGACUCGUUAGGCGUAAUUCUUUAAUUUAUAUGAUAAAAAUAUAAUGUAGUAUGAGAAACUUGAUUUUAUUACUACUCGUAACAGUGUAGACACAAAAAUUGUCCAGAAAUUGUUCCACAUGAAAUGAUGGCGAAGUAAAAAUGGAUAAAAGACAUCUGUAUGCAAAA